Messenger RNA from Pelagomonas calceolata, 1249 nucleotides. The record is from the annotation of a GenBank genome assembly. NCBI's taxonomy places the organism in Eukaryota, Pelagophyceae, Pelagomonadales, Pelagomonadaceae.
CUGUUCGCUGCUGCGGUUUCGCGCGGCUGCUUAGUUUUGGCGCCUAGAGCAGCUUAUGAAUGCGCCGCGGCGGCGUUUUCACAGCCAGUCGUGGAAAUGUGGCUCGUGGCAAAGCGUGGACGUCUACUGGACGUCUCUGCUUCGUCUAAUGAACCAAAAAACGGGGCGUCUCUCACAAGUCAAAUUGCCUGGGUUCGGGUUCUCUUGAGUCGUUUUUGAGUUGGAGCUUGUCCACUGCCCAAUUUGUAGACGUGUGCGGACGCUUGCUUUGCACCAUGGACGUGUCCGCAGUAACAAAAACCCGUUUUCUCGACGCAAAAACGCGGACCUGAAACGCGGCGCAAAAAAACACGGCGCGCGACACUUAGAACUGCCUACCGGCACGCGCGGACAAGCUCCGUGACCCAUAUUUCACCGCUGCGAAUUGCGGUAGCGGCCGGCACCGGCGGCAAGCGGCGCGCCCCGCCAAGACGUGAUCGACGCAGCGCGACGCAAAACGACUUAAAAAGCAGCGCGCGCCAUGGAGUGCACCCUCGCGCUCGUGGGCGACGGCUACACCCUCGUCGCCGCCGACCGCAACGCCGCGCGGUCCAUCAUCUGCUUCAAGAAAGACGAGGACAAGGUUACGGUACUGGACAGCCACAAGAUCAUGGGCAGUUCCGGCGCGCGCUCCGCGUCUUGAAGUGUCGCGGUGCCUUCGACGCGACUCGUCUCCAGGAAUGAUGGAAGUGGGUGGUUUCUUGGUCGAUGUCGAGGCCAUUCUUCGGACACGCAGGCGCGCAAGCGGACACGGUUUGUUUUACGGAGUACGUCCAGAAGAACAUGGCCUUGUACGAGAUCAGCAAUGGCUUGAAAUUAAGUACGCCGGCUGCGGCCUCCUUCGUGCGCAACGAGCUCGCCGUCGCUCUACGAAAAGGACCGUACCAAACCAAUUUGCUGCUAGGAGGCUACGACGAGGAACACGGCGCCACAUUGUACUACCUGGACUACUUAGCUUCGUCGAACAAGGUGAACUACGGCUGCCACGGCUACGUUUCUUCGUUCGUCCUUUCGAUCUUCGACCGGGAGUGGACGCCGGGCAUGACCGAAGCGCAAGGGUUGGAGCUCCUCAAGAAGUGCAUCGACGAGAUCCAGGUCCGCUUCUUAGUACACAUGCCGGAGUUCACGGUGAAGAUCGUCGACAAGGACGGCGUGCGGGUCCUGCCGCAGCCGAAGUAGAUAGUAGAGAUAACUUAGUUCGUUUAGUAGC